This is a messenger RNA of Oryctolagus cuniculus (rabbit), 2996 nucleotides long. RefSeq names its product EF-hand calcium binding domain 7 (gene EFCAB7). Gene Ontology annotation, cellular component: plasma membrane protein complex; ciliary membrane. Gene Ontology annotation, biological process: positive regulation of protein localization to ciliary membrane. Gene Ontology annotation, molecular function: calcium ion binding. The record is from RefSeq and is a predicted model, not a curated record. NCBI's taxonomy places the organism in Eukaryota, Metazoa, Chordata, Mammalia, Lagomorpha, Leporidae.
AUGGUGAUUGGAGAAAGGCCGCUGUCUGCCGGGCGGCCCAGAGACGAUCGCGGGAUCACCGGAAAGAAUGGGCUGAGACUCCUCGUUUGUGAGCUGGCAUUAGGUAGCGAACCGCUGUCUCCAUCUCCUCACUCGUCUGCGUCUCACUGUGCGGCUACAUCUUCUCCCACCGGCUUCUUUUCCUGGUCUAACACUUGGUCCGAAAUGGCCGACAGUCCGGGAAGUGGUGCAGCUUUUCCCAGUCAGAGUCCUCGAACAAAGAAAUACUCAUUAACUGAAGAGAAGAUAUUUUAUAUGAACUGCAGAGCUGCCUACUUAACAGUCUUCAAAAGCAGCUUAGAAAACAUUAUUUCUAAAGAUCAACUAUACUUAGUUCUUCAACAUGCAGGAAGAAACCCAUCCCAAAAGACAAUUAAUAAAUAUUGGACUUCUCAAACAGCCAAACUGAAUUUUGAUGAUUUUUGUGUAAUUUUAAGGAAAGAAAAACCUACUUCAAAAGCAGACCUGCUAAAAUCAUUUAGGCAAUUAGAUGUAAAUGAUGAUGGCUCUAUUUUACACACUGACCUUUAUAAAUUUCUAACAAAGAGAGGGGAAAAGAUGACUCGAGAAGAAGUAAAUGCCAUAAUUAAUUUGCCUGAUGUAAAUGCUGAUGGAAAGUUUGACUAUAUCAAGUUUUGUAAAUUAUAUAUGACAACCAAUGAGCAAUGUCUCAAGACUAUACUAGGCAAACUGGAGGUUGAUAGCAAACUGAAGUGUCAGCAGUUUGGAAGCCACAUCGAGGGAACUCUUGAAAGGGACCCAUCACCAGUACCAAAACCUUCACCUAGAGUCAUAAGAAAAACGAAUCAGGAGAUGUUCUCAAAUAAAGGUGGCAGCAGGAGUCCUUUACUGUCAAGCACUAGGAAUUUCAAAACAUCUGUUUCCCUCACAAUUACCAUGAGUGCUAACAGUAACCAGAACCCCAAGUUAACUGAGCCAAACUUAAUAGAGGAUUGGCAAUGUGUACAAUCAAAAGGUUGCUUCUUCUUAGAAGAAGAUGGUAAAAUCAUUAGUCAUCAAUACAGGAUGCACAUACCUGAGAAGUCCAUGGUUUAUCUAACAAUUAAGCCAUUAAAACUGAGUCAGGUCGAAGGAAAACCAUCUCCUUGGUUAUCGGUUGAUACAGCUUUAUAUAUUCUAGUGGAAAAUGAGAGUCAAGCAAAUCUACAGCCCUUGUGUUUUACUGAACUACAAAAUAGAGAAGUGUUUGGAUGGACUGGUGAACUAGGACCUGGAAUUUACUGGUUAAUUCCUUCCACAACUGGCUGUAGACUGAAGAAAGAAAGAAAGCCGGUACCAGAAGAAGCCCUACUUGUAUAUAGAGAUGAAACAGGAAAAUUAUUUCUUACAAAGGAAUUUAGGUCAGCUUUAUCAGAUAUAUUUGAAGUAAUUGAUUUAGAUGGAAAUGGUCUUCUUAGCCUUGAAGAAUAUAAUUUUUUUGAAUUGAGAGCAAGUGGUGAGAAAUGUGAUGAAGAUGCUUGGGCUGUGUGCAGAGAGAAUUUUGAUACGAAGAAGAAUGAAUUAACAAGACAAGGAUUUAUGGAAUUGAAUAUGAUGGAAGCCAGCGAUCAAGGCGGAGAUCCUCGUGACCUUUGGGUGAUUCUGCACUCGAUGGGCUACAAUAAAGCUCUGGAGCUGACAGAGGCUUGUCCAUUUGUCAUCAAUAUUCAUGCAGAAAAGUGCAAGCCAAGAAUUAAAGCUGUCUGUAUGGAGGCAUGCAAUGGGCAACUUGAGAAGACCAUUUGUAAAUAUGUUCUUACCAACGGCAGUGCCAAAUCAAUGGAUGGCUAUGAGAAUAUAAUCAUAUAUACUUACAAACAUGACAGCUGGAUAACUUCUGUUAUUGAAAAUAAGUUAGAUAAUAAACUGAUUAUUCACGUCAACAAUGAACUAAGUAAAAACUGUGUGAACAACAAAGGACUCAACACAUAUGUAGUAGAAGUGGCACCAAAAUCUACAAUGGUUUGUCAACAUGUAAUGCCUCUGAAUGAACGACAAGAAUGGAUAUAUCAUUGUGUGUAUUCCCUUAUAUCUUAAAUAAUUCCACCUGGAACUAUCUAAAUAAGAAUAAUUACUUCAGAUUUAGUCUAUAUAUUGAUCAAGUAAAUGCUAAUCAAUUUUACUGACUUAUGUAAUAAUUAACUAAUUUAUAUGCAUCUACAUUUUAUGUUCAUGUUAGACAUUUUUAUUAUUAAAAUAUAAAUGUUUUUAAUCUGUGACCUUCUUAUUAAUUUAGUGGUAACUCUAAGCAUAUUUUAUUUAUGAUUAGUAAGUCAAAAUAAAAAUUAAAAAGUAAUACUCAGUGAAUUCUAUAAAAUAUUGUGUAUUUUUGGUUUAUCUUAAUUAAAGAACCAAAAUAAAAUUCAAUAUAAAAAUAGCCAUUUGGUUUUCUAAUCAGAAAAAAUUGAAACAAAAUUUGGAAAAAUUCAUCUUUAUAUUAAGAGGCCAAAAUCUAAUGAGAGUAGUUGAAAUAUUUUGUUCUUUUUAUGAAUUGACUUGUAGGUUGCUCUUAAUUAAUGUAUUUUGAAAUAAUGGAAAUUAAAUCUAUAUAGCAUUUAAUGAAGCAGUAGAGGGCAUGAAAUUAUAUUAAGCGAUUAAGAACUGAAUGGCAAUGUCAUUAACAGAAUACUUGGCUAGUAAAUGUCAGCUUUUGAAAUAUGAGUACCAUAUGGCAGUGUGUUAUUUUUGUACCCAGUACAUGCUAGCACAUAGUUUAAAUGUCAUUGGAUUUUUGGCCCUUGAUUUAGGUAUCUAUAAAAUGGGUGGUUAUUAUCUAGCAGUUAAAUUCUUUAGAUAAUAUGUUUUAAAAAGAAAUGGAAUAUGAAAACAUUUCAUUAAUUGCCAAAUGCUUUAUAAAUCUAAUAAGUAUGACCAUAUACUCUAUUUCACCAGUUGUUGAGCUAUAGGAAAUUAUCUCUAUGAUAAUAAAAACAUGUAAUAAAGUUGUUAUCUUUGUC